UUGUCACCAUGACCUCGUUCGAUGAAACCGUCAAUUCUAUUCGGAACCCAUCUGGGGAAGAUAAGCAGCCCCUCCCUCGGGUCACGUUGGGCGCCGUUAAUAGAGAUGGAUCCUUUCACUACGCCAAGGCUUUUAGGGAUGACCCGGCCGACGUUGGGGACACUGAUGCCGUACAUUGGAUCGCCUCCGCCACAAAAUUUCUAACUACCAUUGCUGUGAUGCAGCACAUGUUGACUCAUACCAGUGGCAUGGCCUAUGUGUUCAUGCACCCGCUUUUGGGUCGUUACCAACAACUACAAGGAGAACGGCCUCUUAUUCAGCAGACUGUUAAAGAGUCCUAUCACCCUUUUCUAUUGUUCGAACCUGGCGAACGCUGGCUGUAUUCACCAAGCGUGGACUGGGCAGGAGUCGCGGUCGAACGAGUCACUUCCAUGAGGCUCGGGGAAUACAUGAAGCGACAUAUAUUCGACGUCGUUUCAGCCAAGGACGUUACCUUUCAUCUCGACGAACGAGAGGACCUUCGGGCGCGGAAGGCUAAGAACUGGGAGAGAGCGGGUCAGAGCCUAGAAGAGGAAAAGAAUCCUGUAAUGCCCGACCCAGUUGCAGAGGACCAAGGGGGCGGCGGUAUCUACGCAACAGUCAGCGCGAUGCUCAAGAUCUACCGCGGUGUUCUCACCGAGAAGCUACUACGACCUGAGACUAUCAAGGUCAUGUUCCAGCCACAAUUGGAAGAUGCCAAUAACCUCGGCAAACCGGAUCAGUACCCACCCCCGGUCCGGAAUGCAAUCUGGAAUGCUGUGCCACACGAUGUACCUGUUAGCUUUGGGCUUGGUGGUCUUGUUAACACCGCUGCGGUCCCCGAACAGCGUGGGUCGCACUCGCUCACCUGGUCUGGCAUACCGAAUUGCUACUGGUGGAUCGACGUUGAAAAUGGCGUCGCUGGCAUAUAUCUAUCUCAGCUUGUACCUAUGGGGGACCAGCAGUCUGUUCGGCUGCUUACCGAGUUCGAAAAGUUUGUGUAUUCAACAUUAAACCUGUCCAAACUCACAGGUACACAAGCGCACUCGCACUUGUAAUAGCCUAGAUAUACAUAUCGAUCGUUAUAUCCCUCUGAGGCUCCACGUGCAAGAUCAAACCUUUGGAUAUUCAUAUAUACAACAAUUGGCUAGCUCCCUUAGCAGUUGGUAACCAUUUGUGUUGUCAACAGCCCUAAGUAGGUACCUCAACGACACCACAUGCAAUCGAAUUAUCCUCGGGUUUGCCCAUAUUGCCUCCAUUUGCAAAAAGCAGUUUCUUCUCACCCUGAAGGGUGAUUAUCCUCAUACUCCGCGAGUAGGCCGACCACAUACCCACGUCGACAGUCUUCCAUCCGCCAGGGUCUGCUGAAUCCUCAUUCACAAAGA
Messenger RNA from Aspergillus pseudotamarii, 1403 nucleotides. Its product is annotated as serine hydrolase domain-containing protein. The transcript has 6 exons. Lineage: Eukaryota; Fungi; Ascomycota; Eurotiomycetes; Eurotiales; Aspergillaceae. The record is from RefSeq and is a predicted model, not a curated record. Bases 9 to 1076 code for a protein of 355 amino acids.